Molecule: messenger RNA, 2986 nt
Organism: Ruditapes philippinarum (Manila clam)
Lineage: Eukaryota; Metazoa; Mollusca; Bivalvia; Venerida; Veneridae
Product: beta-1,3-galactosyltransferase 1-like
Exons: 2
Coding region: 486-1691 (401 amino acids)
Cellular component (GO): membrane
Molecular function (GO): hexosyltransferase activity
Source: RefSeq, a predicted model, not a curated record
ACUUGAAGUUAUAUCGCCAAAUGCAACAUUUGGUUAUCGAAUAUUCUGUAAAAUAUCACAUAUCUUCAAAUCCUUGAGUUUUACUUUGUUUUUCUUUUUUUUGGCGAUCUUUUUUCCUGGUUUUUUUUUCUCUGUUAACAAAGAGAUACGUGUUGAUAUAAAUUAAGUAUCUGAUAUAAUUACUUUUCAUCUAAAUCUUUAAGUUAUUAAGAAAUCUAGGCAGACAAAAUCAGGAACUAUUCAAAUUUUACAGCAAGGAAAUUAAUAUUUUAGAGAAAGUAAAUUCUUUACAUUCACUAUAAGGUCAAUGCUACGGUCAAAUUUAUUUCCGACAAACAAUAUCAAUAUCUAAACUCGCCAAAAUUUACUCUAUAACAAGAAACAAUAAACAAUAGAUUGAAAAGAGCUCAUUUGUUUCCUAAAAGUCAAAGAGUACCAUACUGAACAUUAAUUAGAAUAGAAUUAAAAAUAGAAACUAGACAAACAUGCUCUCAAAAGAGGACAUAACACGCUGGAAAGAGAUUGGCUUGGGCCAUCUGGAAGAGGUCAGUAAACGUUUGUCAAGGCUAAAAAUAGCUGGGAUGAGGGUAUCAAAGGGAAGAUACGAAAUCAUUCUUAGUCUAUGCGUUCUUGGAAACAUCUGGUUACUACACGCGAUAGUUUACUAUAAUCUCCAACAUUUAAAUCAGUAUCAAAAUGGGACAGAUAUUGAGGAUGAAGGCGAAUAUGAUCUUGAAAAGGUCACAUUAAAACCAGGUUUAGACACGUUAAUUGGGACAAAAUAUGUGCCUAUAACUUUACAUCGAGAAUAUUUAAUGGAAAAUAAACAUUUGUGUACUUCUGUGAAAAACCUAACUUUGAUAGUGACCGCUUACACAGCUCCGGCAAAUUUUGACAGACGACAAAUUAUGAGAGGGUCAUGGCUGAAUAACUCUAACUACGAAGGUCUGGGUACAACAAAAGUUGUCUGGCUUUUAGGAAGAACUUCAAACGCAACUCUUCAGAAAAUGAUCGAAGAAGAAUUCGAGCAAUAUGGCGACAUUCUUCAAGGGGACUUUGUCGACCAUUAUUUCAACUUAACACAUAAAGGUGCGAUGGGUUUCAAAUGGGUGGCAGAGCGUUGCCGAAACGCUAAGAUCGUUUUAAAGGCCGAUGAUGACAUGAUACUAAACAUGAAACAAUUGUACACACACAUUCUUCCUAAAACAAUCCUCAACCAGAAACGCCAUCUUUACUGCUAUAGAAACCCCCACAGUCAAAUAUUGAGGGACAAGAAACUGAAAUGGUUUAUAAACGAGAACGAGUUCAGAGGUGACGUCAUAUUUCCGGUUUAUUGUGAAGGGCCAGCUGUAUUUAUGACAAACGAUAUUGUCCCGGCUCUUGUGAAAUCUGCCAAAAUGUUACCAUUCUUUUGGCUGGAAGAUGUAUAUCUGUACGGUGUGGUUCUACAGAACGUGCCCGGAUUGACGUACACCCAGUUUGGUAGAGGUGUAGAGUAUGAUCUCCAUGGUAAACGCGUGAUUAAAUGCUUCCGGGAGACACUGACCACGUGCACGUUUAUGAUUGCGGCUUGCUCGAACCAGACCGACAUGAUAGAGGUGUGGAAAUAUAUGCAGCAACAGAAUGCAAUGUACUUACCUCAUCUGAUGGAGCGGAUAUUUGAAAACAUGGUCCUUCCACCACAACCUUAACUGAUUUUGUCCAUCAAAAAUAAUAAAUGUUUGGUUUUAUUAAGGAAAGAAACCUGAAUGGCAUACGUUAUGCUGAAAAUAAGGAGUCAAAUGUUUUAUCAUUUACAUAUACAUACAGAGGUAAAGAAAGAUAUAUAACAUCACCUACAUUCUGUGUCUACCAACAACUUGUAUUAUACAAUUUAAGUUAAACUGUUUAGAAUGUAUAUUAACAAAGCAUGCCCGGGCAAACUGGCUCCAAAAAUCCCAUGAUUGUUUUAGUGUUUCACAAUUUCAUUUGACAUGUUUGUUCAAGUUUUUUUAACAGAUACGAAUACAGUGAAGACUCUUUAAUUUAGAACACCAUCCAGUGGAAGACGAAAUAUUUUGGAUAUUAGACAAAGGAUUACUUUAGGGAGAAUGUUAUAAACUGCUUUUGUAACAGAGUUAUAGCUGUAUAGAAGGCCGCUCUGUAAAAAAUGAACUGUAUUUUGCAAAAUCCAUAUUCGAUCGUUAACAUAUUCAGUUAUGUUAGUUAAGUUUGCUUUGACUAUGUUUUUAGACAUCUUUUCUAGGUGCCUGUUUGCACGGAAGGGCGCCUAAGGUCUUCAUCCACCAGUAAAGCAGGACAACCACUAUUUAACCUAUGACCUAAGACCCAAGAAAAAUAGGAAUGUUUCACGUAUGUUUUACUGGUCUGAUAUUAAAGUUUGAUGGCUUUAGAUAUUUUGAAGUAUACCUAGCUAGUCUUCUUUAAAAACGAAUUUGAGCUUGGCAUUUUCCUUAUUAAUGUUAAAUAGUCAAUGUUGAGUGGUACUGUUCAAUUUCUAAUUAAAAAUAAACAUUAAGUACUGUUGAAGUUAUGACAAUCUGUUCUAAGUCAUUUUCAAAUACUAAAAUUGACAGAUUAGUAAAGCCUGUUUCUUUAUAGUUUACACCUAGAAUGUUAUUUUGUUAUCGUUUAUGAAAUUAUGUCUAUUAAUGUUGGCAUUUCAUUGUUUGUGUAAAAAUUUAUGUUAGAAAUUGUGUUAAAAAUUGUAUAUUUAUGUUACAAUUUGAUUGUUUUGCAUUGACAUUGUGUUUAUGUUCAAACUUUAUUAUUUGCAUUGAUAUUGCGUGUUUAUGUUAACAUUUGAUUAUUUGAAUUGUCAUUGUUUCUGCUGAAAUUGACAGUUUAUGUUGAAUUUAAGUUUAUGUUUACAGAUAAGAUUUGAGUCAUUAUAGUAUUAGAUUAUGUUAAUCGUUAAUCAAUGUAUGUGUAACACAAGUUUUAGAUUAGUUUACGGUAAACACAAGUAAAUAAUGUUUAUUUUAAA